Boleophthalmus pectinirostris (great blue-spotted mudskipper) is the source of this 1498-nucleotide messenger RNA. Its product is annotated as G2/M phase-specific E3 ubiquitin-protein ligase-like. The record is from RefSeq and is a predicted model, not a curated record. Gene Ontology annotation, molecular function: ubiquitin-protein transferase activity. The coding region runs from base 1 to 1239 and encodes 412 amino acids. Gene Ontology annotation, cellular component: nucleus. The transcript has 7 exons. NCBI's taxonomy places the organism in Eukaryota, Metazoa, Chordata, Actinopteri, Gobiiformes, Gobiidae.
AUGCAAGGACUUGCCAAAUCAACCGAACACCACGCCCUAAAAUACACUGAGUUGUAUUCACCCAUUGUGAUCGAGGAUGAAGAAGACGUGAACGUGGACAGCCAUAUAAUUCCAAAGGAUACAGAGGUGGAAUUACUGUCAGUUUCAGAAAUAAUAAAAAAUCUGACACUCCAAAUUGACCAUAAACAUGUCAGCAGAUUUAACAUAUGUCGCUCUGACAUCUGGGAUGGGGCUGUUAGGGGACUUAAAAGGGGAACAUUUGCUGAAAACUAUGACCUCCUAGUUAAGUUCUCUGAUGAUGCUGGAAGGUUUGAGGAAUGUGUCGACACAGGCGGGCCGAAGAGGGAAUUCCUCUCACUGCUCAUGAAAGAGCUGAACAAACGACCCAUAUUUGAUGGACCUGUGGAGAGCCGCUACCUUGUUUACAAUACAACAGCAAUAAGAGGGGAUGAAUAUUAUUUUGCCGGCCAGAUGAUAGCCUUGUCCAUAGUACACGGUGGUCCUGGUCCAAAUUUUCUGUCGGAAGAUCUGGUCAGCUUCAUCUCAGGGAAAUCCAGUUUCAAGUCAUCAGUAGCAGACAUUACAGAUGAGGAAAUAGGGAAAGUGCUACGAGAGAUUCAGAAUGCAGCGUCCCUGGAGAAUCUGCGAGACCUGCUGGCAGAGAACAGUGCCAUGUUGCAAACCGCUGGGUGUUUCAGAUAUGUGAAGUCAUUGGAGGAAAAAGACACAAUUGUGAAGGACUACCUGUGGUGGUUCAUCAUCGACAGGAAUCAUGCUGCUAUUGACAGAUUCAAAGCCGGUCUUGCCACUUUGCAGUUUUUAACGGCUCUACAACAGCAUCCUUCAGUUCUGACCGAUGUCCUCUGCCACGUCAACAAAAGGUUAACUGCUGCAGAGGUUGAACACAUGUUCCAACCUGAGCUGAGUCCAAAUGGAAGCAACAGGAAGGUCCAGGAGGACAAAACCAUGAGCUUCUGGGCAGACUACCUACUUGAUUGUGAAGAAAAUAACACCUUGGUGUCCUUGGAGGAGCUCUUCAUGUUUGCCACAGGGGUGCCACGCGUGCCUCCAGCUGGAAUGGAUCCAAAGCCACGCCUUGAGUUUCUCGCAAGUUCAACAUUCCCAAUGGCAAACACAUGUGCCAAUACUUUAAAGCUUCCUCUACUGGACUGCUACAGUACCUUUAAAACAAACAUGGAUUUUGGGAUAAAGAAUUCCCCUGGAUUUGGAUGUCAUUAAUUCAGUGUUAAUGAGCUGUUCUGUGAGUGUUAAUGAGUUAAUGUUGUAUCUUAAUAGGAUGUGUUGUGUUCAACAGUCAGUAAAACAAAUGUGAAAAACCAUACAAGUUAACUGAGUGAUUGCAGUGGCCACAUGUUCAGGCUAGUGUUUAAACAUUGUCACAGGAAAUUCUACAUUUUAUCCAGCAACUAGCACUGUUUAUUGUUACAGUCAUCAGCGCUUCAGAAGCUGAAUGUGCUUCUUUUACUCAAUUUUUUUA